Molecule: messenger RNA, 408 nt
Organism: Eimeria necatrix
Lineage: Eukaryota; Apicomplexa; Conoidasida; Eucoccidiorida; Eimeriidae
Exons: 3
Coding region: 1-408 (135 amino acids)
Biological process (GO): response to nutrient; branched-chain amino acid catabolic process
Molecular function (GO): catalytic activity
Source: RefSeq, a predicted model, not a curated record
AUGCUGGAUUUGAGCAAGGCGGACGUGGUCAAGGAGGGAGAGCACGUGACUGCCGUGGCGUGGGGCACCCAAGUGCACCGGGUGCUGCGCGCGGCGGAGUUGGUGGCCGCAGAAGGCGUGAGUGUGGAAGUGAUAGACUUGCAGACAAUCGCGCCUUGGGACGUGGACACAGUGGCGGCUUCGGUGCGCAAGACGGGGCGGCUGCUGGUGUCUCACGAGGCGCAGCAAACCAUGGGCUUUGCUGCUGAAGUCGCAGCAGCAAUUCAGGAAAAGUGCUUCUUCAGCCUCGAGGCUCCCAUCAAAAGAGUCACUGGAUACGACACGCCCUUCCCCCUCGCUUACGAGCCCUUCUACCUUCCCAACGAGUGGAAGCUGGCCGACGCGAUGAGGGAGCUGAAGGCCCACUAA